AUGGAUACUACAAACUCGCAAAGAGGUUCUCGAAGCGACCUCAUGGUUUCUGAGCAGAAAGAUGAACAAUUCGUGACUCAUGACGAAAAUAGGGAAGGCAUGAAAGAUGAUAAAAUGAAGUGCCUUGAGCGUGAAAAUCAUUCAUUACACCUGAACGUCUUAACAAUGCACGAGGAGCGCUCCGAGCUACUCCAUCAUGACACACACACCUCCGUUAGUAAGGAUCUUGAAGCGACCUUGAGGUCACAGGUUGCUUCUUUGCAGAAUAUGCUUGAGCAAGAAAGGCGGCGGCAUGCGGCGAGGGAAAGUGAACUAAGGAGCGAGAUCGAGCGGCUGCGUCUUGCCUUAGGUGAGCAGUUAGCGAGAGUAGACUCGUUAACCCCUCAGAUGAUAGCGUCCUCGUCACAGAUCCGGGCCGAUGUUCAAAGCACCUUGGUUGUACCCGUACUCACCAAAACAUCAACUGAUGCCGUGCUUGACGGGGCCUUGGCUAAUCCUAUUGAAUCGAAGUCAAUUCGCUCAUCGUCGUCGAGCUUGAAGACUUUUCAAACAUCAGGCGAUGCGGCGAUUUCUAAUCCUAGAAUUGCGCUUGAGCUUCCUCAAAAGGUGUCCGUCGAUGAUGAUGCUGAUACGUUAACCCUCGAGGAAGUGUCGGAUGUGGAAAAGAGCGCGAAAGCCGUCAAGGGGGAUUCCUUCGACUCCCAAGACCCGCGUCUGUCCUCUAAUGGUAGUGUCGAACAGCCUGCCCAAGGUGGAAGCCAAAAUGCUUAUGCUUCAAAUCAGUUUGUAGCCCCUUCGUCCGGUUUUGGCGAUGCAUAUAGGGUAAUGUGCUGGACAGCCAGCCGUCGCGAUGAACGGCGAAGGCGCCUAAGGCAGAUCGCUGAUACAGAAAGCUGCUCCAACUCUCACGAGAAAACUAGUACAUUGUCGCCGUAUCCAUUGCAUUUUGUAUCCAGUGCACCAAGUGGCGCCGACGAGGGCGAAGGGGCCGAUGGCAUACCUCGUCGUUUCACUUUACAAGACAGCAACAUUAGUUCUGGCGUGCCCCUCUCGCCGUACGGUCCUGCCCCUCUCAUGUCCACCAUCAAGCCGCCACCACACUCUCAUAAUGCCAUGGAUCAAAACGCCAAGCUAUCCGUGCAGCAGAACAACCCCAAUCAAAUUGGGGUCGAAAUUCUGGAUGAAAAAGAUCGCACCUGGUACACCAAAGAGGUAUUGUGUAUGGCGCUCCUCAGCGCGAUUCCCCCUAAAAGGGAGAUUAGCAGCCUCGUAGACGUUGCCACGCCUACAGCGACGUCGGCAUCGGUGGAGGUGGGCAGCAUUCAUAGCCCCAAUUCAUAUCCUAAUGAGGUUGUCGAGCAGCACGAUAGGGACGUGCGGCCUGGCUUGGACUUAUGCAAUGAUAAAGACCCUCUGAAAGGGUCUUUCGGAGUAGGUGCGUCAUGCUUCUCGCUGCGCUCUUAUUCCCUCUCCGAAUGCAGUUCAUCCUCUCACGAUUCAGAUACCAUCCUCUCCUUGCUUAAAUCCGCGAAGGCCGCGACAGAUGAUAGAAGCAUGACGGCAUGUCAAGUUAAAAAAUCGGUUCCUGAGGCAGUGCCUUUUGAAAACAUGCCUGCAACUACCCCCACUGCUUCCUUGGAGACUCCACUUUUGUACAAGGAUGUCAAUCCACAAGCCCUGCAACGUGCGAUAGAGGAGACGCUGUCUUUUCACUUUCACUGCGCCGGCAACACCCCUGUGAUGACCCCCGGGCUGCAGCCGCCAAAGGAGAAGAAACCGCUGCGCGCCUUUGCACAGGACAACAACACCGAUCCAAACCUUCUAGCCGCUUUCUCCCCAUUCCAUAGGGCAUUAGGUGCAAAAAAAAUACCGAAUGAUAUGGAUUUAAGCCCGCCAGAGACAGGUAGAUAUCGAGACGAUCAAGUGUGUAUCCACUACCAUGCGCCUGUUAUCUUUAACCAAAUUCGGAGCUUCUUGGGUCUGAAUACUGACGUCUUGCGCUCUGCUCUAAAGGACUCCACGUGGCGACAGAGUAUGAGUCCGGGAAAGAGCGGAACAAUGCUUUUCUUUUUUGGCGAUUUUGUUAUGAAAACGGUCCGAAAGUGUGAAUUUGCUUUCCUCUGUCAACGCUUCUUGCCGGGCUACGUACAAUACUGCGAGCGCAACCCACACACACUUCUGCCGCGUUUCUUCGCUCUGAUGACGAUAAAGUGGCUAAAGCUUGGGGUGACAAAGCGGCUUAUCCUGAUGCAGAACGUGUUUACGACUCGCUAUUAUAUCCACCGUUUAUAUGAUGUGAAGGGCAGCACGGUUGGGCGAAAUGCACUCCAACCUGGGAAGGAACCAGCCCGGACCGCCUACGGGGCGCUUCUCCUUAAGGAUAACGAUCUUCCCCCGCAACUUAUGAUUUGUGGACCGUAUCAACGCGCCAUUCUAAUCGCACAGCUUCGAUUGGAUGUAGGUUUUUUGAAGUCCCUCAACAUUGUCGACUACAGCUGCAUGAUCGGUGUUCGCAGCCGCUUCUUUCCGAGGGAAGAAGGCCCCUCCAAAACGACCAUAAUGAGUUGCAAGAACCCAACCACUUACGUGACGACGACCUCACUGAUGGAGCGCGUGGACGCAGGGGUUCAGCCCAUUAAAGUCGGUGCGACUGGUCAUCAAAGCUCGACUUUGGAGCUCCCGGUCUCAGCGCCAUCUGCCAAUCAUCGAAAUGGGCAAAGUAAUAGCAGUGAAGCUUCUCCUAUAGACAGUUGCUUGUGUGUUUGUCUCCACGGCUGCGAUGGUGGCCUGCUUUCCUUGCCGAUCUACGCCCCAGACGACGAUACAAUCAUGCGCGAGGAGGUAUAUUAUAUAGGACUGAUUGACGUCCUCCAGGAAUAUAACUCGACCAAAAAGCUGGAAAAUUUCGCUAGGGGGUUUGUAAAUGACCGCACGCAACUUAGUGUAGUGCCCCCCAAAGAGUAUGCAGAACGCUUGUGUCGUGUAAUUGAGCGGAUAACUGUGUAA
Messenger RNA from Phytomonas sp. EM1, 3006 nucleotides. NCBI's taxonomy places the organism in Eukaryota, Euglenozoa, Kinetoplastea, Trypanosomatida, Trypanosomatidae. The record is from the annotation of a GenBank genome assembly.